Leishmania braziliensis MHOM/BR/75/M2904 is the source of this 2046-nucleotide messenger RNA. RefSeq lists its product as hypothetical. The transcript has a single exon. Lineage: Eukaryota; Euglenozoa; Kinetoplastea; Trypanosomatida; Trypanosomatidae. The record is from RefSeq and is a predicted model, not a curated record. The coding region runs from base 1 to 2046 and encodes 681 amino acids.
AUGCUGCGCCGCAAUACGUCAGUACCGGUGCUGCAGCUGCGCCUGCUCACCACAGCGACACCGCAUCCCUCAAGAUACGCCGCCGGCUCGGUUGCACUCCUCGCCACUCGCCGCGCCUUCUUUGGCAGCUUCGGCAAGCAGUCUGGCAACGCGGGUAGCGCUGGGACCUCGUCCGGGACGACGACUGGCAGCUGCGCCGGCAACGCAAGCAGCACCCCCAGUAAGAACCCGAGCACCGGGGUACCGCCUGGCUUCCCGCCCGGGCUUGACCUACGUGAACUGCAGACCAUGCAGCAGCUCUUCAACAGCCAGCCCAAAGAACGGCAAGAGCAGAUGAUGAAGCAAGCGAUGGAGAUGCAGAAGCUGAUGCGCAAGAUCCCGGGCUUCGGGAAGCUGGCGCAGAAGAACACGAAAGUACUGGAGGAGCUCCUAAAGAUGCCUCCGCAGACACCACCACCGCCCUCUUCCUCCACCACAGCGACGUCGGCGAAUACUAAACCGGCAAGCGCGUCCUCCACGAGCGUCGCCGCGUCUGUAGCGUCGUCUCCGCGGCACGACCUCUUUAGUAACGCUGGUGCUUUGAACUCCCAGCACUUGAACGGAAGCGGUAGCAGCGGUGGACCCUCCUUGGACGAGCUGAGGAAAGUAAACCUCGGCCCAGAGAUCGAGGCUCUCUUUCAAGAGCUUCGCACCAUCCGAAGCCGCAAGAAUGAGUACCGUGACAAGUACCACCAAGUCCAGUCCGCAUUGGAAAAACUAGAGCGGGAACACAAGGAUGUGAGCACACGUGAGGCGAGCCUACGGAGCAAGCUGACCAAGGCAGAACAGGAGGUAAUGCUGCUCACCUCCGAGAACAUGGAGCUGCGCGACAGCAGCAAGAGUGUAAAGCAGCUCACACAGUCUAACAGGCAGCUCAAAGCCGAAGUAGACCAGCUGAAGACAGCUGCCCAGUCGAGCACCGCUCCGGGCACGACGACGUAUGCUGAUCUGCAGCAGCUGCUGCAUGAACGCGAGGAUGCACUCCGUUCCCUACAGCGAAAGUUAGACCGCAUGCGUCGCCGAGAUCCCCUGCUGCAGUUCUCGAUUGCCUGCAGCAACGUUAGCCGUCUGUGUGCCAGCCCCAAGGGCGGCGAUGACGCAGGGGGCACCGACGCUGCCGCCGCAGCAGCAAGUGAGGCAAGUCAGGAGGCAGCCGAGAAGGCCUUUGCGGAGCUGCAGACCAAGUACCAGGAGCGCCAGCAAGCGGCCUGGGAGGCGGCGGUACACGAUCACGCUGCGGCUGCUGUUGCAUACGUGGCGGUGGUGCGACGCUACGUAAUGCGCAGCGUACCGCACUCGAACUACGAUGCAGUCGUCGCAUUCACCGGCGAUGCGGCGGCUCUGCACGCGUGUUUUUCUGGCAUAGGCUUCCAGGUAGAGAUGCUCGCUGGAGAGCAUGGAAAGGCGCACGUGACAGCCACGGCAGACGCCUUGCCCUUCUCCACCACACCAGGGCCGUUUGGCUACGCGCUUGCACUGAGCCUGUCAAGCGGCAUGGCCAGGGUGGAAAGCGGUAGAGCCGGUGCCACCCUUCCGCCCCCUGCGUUCACAGUGACAAGCGCGCACCCGUUCGUCUCUGCCAUCCUUGUGCAGAACACAAAGCGGUGCAGAGUCACGUACGACACGGCACGCGCCAGCGGCCCCGGUGGGCAGGCGACGAACGUCGCAGAGACACAGGUGUACGCCAAGCUUGCGAUUGACGGUGCCCCGGCGUUCACAGCAGAGGCGCAGGAUUCGCGCAGCGCGCUCAGCAACAGGGAGGCCGCCCUUGACAAACUUCACCAGCAGCGCCGCCUGCAGUAUAACGACACACUGGCAAAGCAGGAGAAGGUCGAACUGGUGAAGGCGCAGUUAGUGGCCAACAUACGUGGCCAGGGCGGCUUUGCCUUGGAGGAGGACGUGCACCGCCUGGUGCAAGAGGCAGUUAUAGCGAAGCGGGUGACUGCGGGGGAUGCCGCGCUCGUGAAGAUGCUGCAACAGCUUGGUCUCUUGGCCAGUGCGGCUUAG